Messenger RNA from Phaeodactylum tricornutum CCAP 1055/1, 774 nucleotides. RefSeq lists its product with no specific name. The transcript has 2 exons. The coding region runs from base 1 to 774 and encodes 257 amino acids. The record is from RefSeq and is a predicted model, not a curated record. Lineage: Eukaryota; Bacillariophyta; Bacillariophyceae; Surirellales; Neidiaceae.
AUGGCAUCACCGAAGCCACAAACCGAGGAGCUGGAGGUUCAAUGGAUCGAAUCCAAAUGGUUGCAACAGCAGGAAGGCGAGAACACCCGAGAGGCCGAUGAGGAAGACAUUCCCGCCGUAGGGGAUUUAUUUGCCGACCCGGAUCCAUUGGAGUCGUUUCGGUUUGACUGGGAUACACUUGAAGGGAAACAUAUUGCUAUAGAACUCACGGGACACAAGGCAGAAUUGGGGCAAACGCUGAAUUCGACUGGUUUGACGUUAUGGCGCGCGUCCGAGCUACUCUGUGAAUACCUUGUUAAACAUCCAGAGUGGGUAGCGACUAAGGAUGUUUUGGAGCUGGGUUCUGGCUUGGGCUUGGUGGGGCUCUUGGUGCACCACUUAGGAGCAGCGCGCACAUCUUUGACGGAUGGCGACACGGAUACGUUAUCAAAUCUACGAGAAAAUGUGCAAAGGAAUGGAGCCGACACUGAUUGUGGUAGACACGUAUCAUGUCGACAAUUGGUUUGGGGCGAAAAGCUAGAGUCCUUUCAAACCUCGUACGGUUCAUUCGACACCAUUGUCGGUUCCGAUAUUAUUUACGUGGAACAGAUCCUGGAUCCCUUGUGGACAACCGUCGACUUACUUCUCCGACCCGCUGGAACCUUCUUACUAUCCUACGCUCGCCGGAACGUUUCGAUCGAUUUAGUACUGAGGAAGGCUACCGAGUACGGCUUUGAAUGGACGACUCCGGAGAUGUCCGAAGGCGUUUUUGUUUUUGUGCGCACGAGCAUUUGA